Apis cerana (Asiatic honeybee) is the source of this 6177-nucleotide messenger RNA. RefSeq lists its product as uncharacterized. Gene Ontology annotation, biological process: cell adhesion. NCBI's taxonomy places the organism in Eukaryota, Metazoa, Arthropoda, Insecta, Hymenoptera, Apidae. The record is from RefSeq and is a predicted model, not a curated record. Gene Ontology annotation, cellular component: extracellular matrix.
UAAAUCGUUAAUGCAGCCGUUGUGCUUUUUAUUAAAAAUAAAAAUAGUAAUAUAUUAUUUAUCUGCAUGCUUUUUGUCGUGUUAAGUUUCAACUGUGACCACGGUGCAUGCAUCUCUUUGAAUAAACCAAUGACGGAGUACGGCGCGAACGCACCAGCCAAUAGAAACGAUGGAUAGUAAAUGAGCAGUUAUGCGGCGCACGGUCGGGACGCCGAGUGGCGCGCUGCUCGCAGUACCGCGACAACCCUCGAGCUAAAAGCAUCGUGUCGAUGCUGUCGGUGACCCGUGCGUGAAUCGUGUCGUGAAACGUGAGAACCUCCUUCCCCUUUUCGUUCUCGUGAUCCGACCAAAUUCGUACGCAGUGCUGUGGCAGUGCGUCGCUCCUUUUUAUCUUUCACUGUCUCUCUCCACCUUUCGUUGUCGCACGUCGAAAACUUGCGUGAAAUUGCGGUAGACGCUCGCGCCAUUACGUGUCCCCCCGUACCUCGUUCGUUCUUCGACGAAAACAAUUACAUUUACGGGUAUUCUUUACGAAUUUUGAGCACGAGUUUUUCUCGCGAUGUCUGUGAGUGAUAUGUGAAUUGUGUUCUCAUCGUUCUUCCCGACUGACAUUGUUCAUCCUUCUCGGAGGGAGGGAAGGAGUGACAAGCCGAAUUAUCAAGCAUCGCGAAUAAGAUGCUUCACGGGACGUGGUUGCAGUGGUCGACGCUGCUGUUGUUGUUGCUGGGUACGCGGCUACUCUUGGUGGUCGCUCAAUGUGGAUCGUUCACUCAGGAUAGACAGGAGAAAGAGGACAAACAGGAUAAGCUGGCGCUAUACAAAGUCACUUUAAGGACUUACUGGUCGAGGGCGCGAUUUCCACGACAUUAUCCGGAAUGGAAGCCACCGGCCCAGUUCGGCAAGCUGAUCGGUCGAACGCACGACUCCGCCUACACUUUGUACAGACUGGGGGAAAGAUUGUCGAGCGGUGUGAGAUUGUACGUGGAGACCGGAAGGACAGACGGGAUGGACGCGGACGGUGACUCGCCCAGCACCCUCCACUCGUUCACGGGGCCGCCCGUGCCCCAGGGGGAGGGGACGAGCGUGGCGCGGGCCUUCCUCGACGGCAAUCACACCCUGAUAAGCAUCAUGGCACGCAUCAACCCCAGCCCGGAUUGGUUCGUCGGCCUCGAUUCCUUCCAACUGUGCGUGGAGGGUAACUGGGUCGAUACCGUGACCGUCGAGCUGGAUCCGCUGGACGGUGGAACCGAUAACGGGUUCACAUUCACCGCUGCCAACUGGCCGACCCAACCCCAAGGAAUCGCCUACAGGAUCACGUCGCGGUAUCCGGCGCAUCCCGCGGGAAGCUUCUAUUAUCCCAAUCUACCUCGCCUCCCGCCCAUAGCCACCCUCACCUUCACCAAGCUACGCGAGUACACGUUGACGGAAACGUAUCACGAGGACGACGUCGAGGUGGAAUUCGUCAGCAACGACAAUCUGCUUGCCAGCAAUCCGACUCCUAGAGGGAUCGAUCCGAACAGGGACCUGAACGAGGCCAUCGCCGAGGAACGGAGGGAAAUGGACACUCAGAGAUACAGGUACUGGACGACGACGGGAAACGGUCAAAUGGUGACCGAGGUUCCACGAGACAACAAGGCAGCGAUCAUGGACAGCAUCGCCUCGUCGUACGCGUUGCAGAGGCCGAGAUUCGCGGCGACAACCCCCCCAAAGUUCGUGAAACUCGAGGGUAAGGGCGGUGGGUGGCCUUAUUACCAGAAGUACAGGCAGGCGGAGGCACAAAAGGCGCAAAUCUUCGAGGACAUCCAAAGGAAAAUGGCGAACGCGACGAGCGGGAACAGCAUAGGCGUCCAUUCGUGGAAUUCGACCGACAUCGCGGGCCAACGCCAGCACAGGCUCAGGAUGAAACAUCAUCGACUGACGUCCAAGGGGAAGCGGUUGAGGACGCGUCCGCCGAGGGAUUGCAAGGUGGGAGAAUGGGGCCCGUGGAGCGCGUGCAGUCGUAGCUGCGGGGUAGGUGAGACGCAGAGGACGCGGAAGAUCACGAUAAAGCCGCGGCGUGGCGGGUCGUCGUGUCCACCCCUGAAAGAGACCAAGUGGUGCGGCAGCGCGAGCCCCUGCACCGACGGCAAAUCCAUCCUGGACAGCUAUCAAUGGUAGUCGUGGUGAAACGAUCCCGCCAACGACGUACACGUCGACUCGAGAUGAUUUGCCCCGAACGAUCUGGAAGAAGUGGAGGAGGAUUGAGAGGGGGAGGGGGGGCCCUGCCUGGGUCUCGGCCUGGGGGAUACCUAGGCGAACACGGGCGGAUCGUUACCAGUGGCCCGCUGGAUUGCGUCAAUAAAACGUCUAUCGUAGUCGUAGCGCCAAAGAUUUCGCGGGGGUGGAGACGCGUCGAUAUCGUCCGUCGACGAUCGAUCGAGAAUUGGAUUAUUCGUUACCCGUCGUGUUUCACAGUUUUUCCUUCGUUGUUACUCGUAUCGUUGAUUGUUCCUCUCUCCUUGAGCCUGGAGAUAAUUUUUGUGCCGAUGAAUUGCGAUCUUUUUUCUUUUUUAAGCUUUUUUUAAGCAAGGUGAGAAGUUGGAUUUUUCAGAAAAGAAAAAAUAUCGCGCUGAAGAUUGAGUCGAGUAAUUCUCUGCGACCUCGUUCGUGAUCAUUGAGAUCGAAUUGAGAGCGAUUUAGGAAAGUAUUUGAACAUUUUUUCUUUUUUUAAGGAAAAUCGGAGAACUUUUUACAAUAUCUAAUUUUAUUAGAUUGCGAAUUUUUAUGAAAAUACGUAUUUUUCGUAUAUAACGAAAUUACCGACGUUCUGCAAAAUACUACUAAUAUUUCGCCCAUUAAUUUUAUCAAUUUUAUCAAUAUUCUGCUCAAAAAUCCGCAGUCUACCACCAAUGAUAUAUUCCCUAAAAAAUUCCCUAUAAAUUGAUAACACCCCUAGAAAAAGCUUUUCCUCUAACGACCGUUCAAACGCUUUCCCUGGUCACUGUACAUAUUUCCCGCGUGAAACGUUCUUUCGACGAGAGGAAAGCACGAGUCGAGUGUAAAAACGAACGAGGGAUCGUUGGGGGAUCGUAGAAUGCCGCUUUUCAACGGUCCUCGAUCGAUCGCCAAUCGACAUUUCUCCUUGCGCGAUAUUUCUUUAUGUACCGACCGAGCAGCAAACUCUCGUAUCGUCCGCCGAUCCAGCUUCCACCCUCUCCCUUCCACCUCGAGUUAGCGCUUACGGACAGGUCCGCGAGUGUUGCAUUGGCGCACCAUCCUCUCCCCUUGCGCAACUUGGACACCGUGGAAAAGAGGGGACGAAGAGGAGGAACGAACAUUUUCCCCUGUUUAUUCAUCGGCUCGAACGAUCGGAGACUACUUUGUCGCGAAGAGUACGGGAAUUCAGUUCACGGAUUAUCCAGCUAGGAAUAAAGCGAAUUUCCGAACGAACAGGGAUCCGCUGGAGAACUCGAGAUACGAGCGUCCCAGUUCUCGCAGGAGAAAAAAAAGGAAGGGAAGAGGAAGGGAAAAUUAAGGAGGAAGGAAGUGGAAGAGAGUUUUGCCGAAGGUUGGAAAAAUUGCCGACAAUUCCCCGGAGCCGAGGCGUUGAACGCAAUUAGCCGGCGACCGGUCGGUUGCACGAGGGAAGCACCUCGUCUCGACGAGCGUGUGCGCGUGUGCGUGUGUGUGCAUGGACGAGUUUACGUGCGUGUAUAUGUGUACGUGUGACGAAUGAAGAAAGGGAGAGCGGAUGAGAAAGUUUGGUCCGUGGAAAAUCCAACGGGUGGUUCGCGUGUCGAUCGACGGUCUUAAGGAGGCUUAAGUCGCCGUUUCCCUGGAUAUCCUUUCAUCCGCAACUAGCUUUGCAUUUCUUCGUGACUCGUGUCCCGGGGCACGCGUGUUUUCGAGCUGAGAAAGUUUAUUGAUUCUUGCUAGUACGCCCAGUGUGCUGUAAGUUCGGGGCGAGGAAUUACACGUUUUUUUCUUUUCUUUUUUUUAGAUGAGAGAAAGAGAGAGGGGAGGAGAAGGAGGAGGAACUUUGCUAAAAAACGUGAGCGGUCGAAAUCGAUGGUUAGAAUCGCCGAAUUUAUAGACACGGGUGUACGCUGCUUCUACGGUUCUAUUAACCUUUUAACCGAGUGCACUCCUCGUUCGAGUGGUGUUCGUUCGUUUUUUUAUUCGAAGAAUUUAUCGAUCCGGCGGCCUCCUUUCCCACGUUUCCACGUGGAUAGAAAUUCCGUGAAAAUUUGAGGAUAACUCUGAAGAAUUGUUAGUUGAGAGUUAUUUUUCGCCGGACAUUGCGUUGAGAAUGAGAAUUACUCCGAAAGAAAUAUCUUCAUUUGCGAAAAAUUGUCUCUCGAGAUUCUUGAGAAUUUUAUUCUCGAGUAAUAUAUAGAUAUAUAUAUUCGUCGUAUUUCGUUAUUAAUUUAACUCGAUUGUUCAUAGUUGUUAUGUACAAUAGUUGCACGGUUAAAGGGUUAAAAAGUGUUCCCCCUAAGAAAUCAAUAUCGACGCAGGAAAGAGAUGCCCGUCCCACCCCUGUCGAAUCCACAAGUGAGAUCCACGCAAAGUGGAAAGAGGAAGAACAAAGAAAAAGAGAUUUCGAGAAAAAGAAGAUUUCGAUUUUCCCGCGAAAUGAUCUUUCCGUUCGCGUCAAGUGCUAACCCGUUCUCGUGUGGCGUAUAAUAAGAGGAAUUUUUACAAAGACUAAGAGAGAGAGAGAGAGAGAAAGAGAGAGAGAAAGAGAAACAAAAGAAAAUAAAAAGAAAGAUAUCAUCAGGUACGUCUUAGGUGAGUGUAUUAUAUCUUUAGGCGUAAAUUUAACGAUAAUAAUUAACAACUAACGUUUAAUCGUAAUUCAUUAAUUAAUAGGCUCUUGGUUAUUAAUGGCGCCCGUGAAAGGGUGUGCGCAACGGCUUGUCCUCCUCGCGUAUAUUGUAAUGUAAUGUUUAAUCUAACGAGCAACGCUGCAAUUAUGCGGCGCAUUGUCCGUCGAGGGACAUGCUCGUCGUGCGUGGUCAAGUAUCGUUUCGAGUAAUUAAGGACGAUCAAAGGCGGGGUGGGAAAAAAAAGGGUUCGUUUCGGCCCGAGGAGGUGCGCUCGUUCGCAAUUUUUUUGAUCCAGUUGUUUGAGCAACGCGAAUUCUCAAAUUCCUAGGAGAAAUCGUUUCGAUUAAUUGAUUAGAAUUUAAAAAAGAAAGAAAGAAAGGAAGGAAGAAAGAAGAAGAAAAAUGGCGGGAAGAGAAAAAUCAAUAUAGAGAGAGUACAAAAAAAGAAAAAGAAAAGAAACAGUGUCGAGAUUUUGUAGCAAAGUUCGACUACGGACGGUGUUACGAUUCGCGAAAUAAAUAGAGGGAAAACAUUUUCGCGAGCUUAAUCCACGGAACGAGAAAGUUGUUCGGUGGAUCGUGAAAUUUCUCGCGGUACAAUGCGUGCCGAUAGAAACACCGUUGAAAGAGAGAGAGAGAGAGUGGAGGGCCUUUUCAUUUCAAACCUGUGAAAGAAGAAGAAGAAGAAGAAGAAGGACCAAGCCGUCGCAGUUUUAGCAGCAUUAAGGAUGAACGUUUUAUAAACUAAACGCUCGAGGGGACGCUUUCUUAACGAAAGUUUUCAACGACAAGGGAGGAGAGAAGGAGCAGUUGUACUUUGCCUAAGAAAUAAAAGCGCGAGAUAACAAGAGAGGAGGAUGUUACCAAAGAGACGCCCGUAUAAACGUGUAUCUUAUCCUUUCCCACUGUGUUUCCUUCCUUCCUUCCUUCCUUCCAAACCCCUCUUACGUUUCCCUUGAAAAACUUUCCCCCUGAAUCUUUCGAUUCGAAGCUAUACUUAAUUACGACGUACUUCGUGUCCUAUCUCCCUUCCUCCUCUCUCGAAACACACGAAUACGCUUCUUCCUCUCUUUCUCUCUUCUCCCUGAACGGUUCACGGAAGACAAUGACAAAUCAAUAAGAGGGAGCGACUAAGGUAAGGAAAGGAGGAUGAUUCUGUACAAGUCACUGUGCAUUCUAGCCUCUAAGGAUCUAGCCGAUAGGAUUAGCCGUUAAGCAAGGGGGAAAAAAAACAUGUAGCAAUGUAUAACACAUAAGUUUAUAUUACAUAAUAAAAUCUGUCGAUAAAAUCCGUUCGAACGAUAUUUUUCACUUGUGACGUAUGAUGAAUGGUAUUCGUAUUCGUAAUAAAGUAGCUACUAUUUCAGGAA